This is a messenger RNA of [Candida] anglica, 1080 nucleotides long. Lineage: Eukaryota; Fungi; Ascomycota; Pichiomycetes; Serinales; Debaryomycetaceae. The record is from the annotation of a GenBank genome assembly.
AUGACUACUAAAAUUCUCUCAAUUGGACUCGGUGGAGUUGGAGUCAUUGUUUCGUAUGGAUUAGAAAAAUUUAAUGAAAACGUUGAAAUCACUGCAGUCAUCAGAUCUGAUUAUGACACUGUAAUGUCCAAAGGUUAUACGAUUUCAUCAUGUGAUUACGGUGGGAGAUCGCCCAAUGGAGAACUGGAAGUGGAACUGGAAAAUAUUCAUGGAUAUAAACCUUCCCAUGUGGUUAAAACAUUACAAGAGGCAAGUGAAAGAGGACCAUUUGAUUUCAUUGUAGUUUCCACCAAGGUGAUUCCCACCAAUGAUAAUGUAUGGGAUCAUAUAAUUUCAUUACAGAAAUCACUUUUAAAACCUACAUCAAAUCGUGAUGAUCAAACUGCAAUUGUAUUAAUUCAAAAUGGUAUUGAUAUUGAAAAAUACUGGGCACCCGUGCGCGACCACGUGACCCUCAUUAGUGGAGUUACAUAUAUUUCAUCAACAAAUGUAAAGGGGAAAAUAUCUCAAUAUAAUCAUGACACAAAUCAAUUUGGAUUAUUUGAUCCAUCCCAGGGGCUGCAGAAGCUUCUAGAACAAUUUAUUUCGCUUUAUGAAAAUAAACAUAAUACCACCAAAUUGGAUUCAAAUACAAGAUUAACAAGAUGGAAGAAAUUAUUAUGGAAUGCCCUGUUCAAUACAGUUUGUUGCUUGACAGAUCUAGACGUUGGUCAUGUAUUCUUACUGAAGGGGAAUAUUAAUGUUAUUAAACCAAUUAUGAAAGAAAUUAAAUAUGUUGCAAAUUUUGAUUUAAAUGGUUACCCCGAGGCACGUGACGACACGCACGUGCACAUCACCGAUAAAGAUAUUGAUACAACUUUAAAGGGUACUGAAGAUUUUGAUGCAGCUACAUUUUAUCAACCAUCAAUGUUGGUUGAUUAUAGACAAGGGAGACAGAUUGAACUUGAAGUUAUCUUGGGGAAUAUUGUCAAUACAUAUGCUGCCAAUGGAGGUGAUAAGACCAAAAUUCCUCAAUUGAAUUUAUUGUAUGGCUUGUUGAGUAUGGUUCUGUAUAGAAUUGAUGAGAGUAGAAAGAAGUAG